This is a messenger RNA of Lingula anatina, 2584 nucleotides long. RefSeq names its product prestin. The record is from RefSeq and is a predicted model, not a curated record. Gene Ontology annotation, cellular component: membrane. Gene Ontology annotation, biological process: transmembrane transport. Lineage: Eukaryota; Metazoa; Brachiopoda; Lingulata; Lingulida; Lingulidae.
CACCAUUCAGUCUUUGCGUCCCGAUCAGCGAGCAACAGCGUUCUAAACGAAGAAACUACGCUGGCCCGAGAAAGACUCGCUGCUCCACCAUACACAGACUGAGAAAGCUGAAGCCGCCAACACCGGCAAACUAGCAGAAGCGAGACAAUAGAGAGAGAUGACCCUCGCUAUAGACGAUGAGGGAUUCCGUUCUCGUGGGACCAUGACCCGAACAGAGACAACGGCACCCCAUCCCGACACUUGUCCAGAUGCGACUUCUAAAGACAACCGGGCUGUUGACGUCAGAAAAGUUAGGGUGCUUCGACCUAUAUACUCGCAGUCUAAUUUUGACCUUCUCCAUAGGCAUUCUUCCGAGGUACUUCAGGAAAAGAAAAAUGAAGAGAAUCGAAGUUGGCGUAAACGCUGCGCAUGCUCUUCGGGAUGUCUUUGUCGGUUUUUACUUCGGCUGUUUCCGUUUGUCGGAAUUCUACGCCAGUAUAGAUAUCCGCAGUGGCUGGUGGGAGAUAUAGUGGCAGGGCUCACAGUGGGGGUGAUGAAUUUACCUCAAGGUAUGGCCUAUGCCAUGAUUUGCGGUCUUCCACCAGUCCAUGGUCUAUAUGCGGCCUUCUUCCCUACCUUGGUCUAUUUCUUUUUUGGAACAUCUAGGCACAUUUCUAUAGGGUCUGUAGCCACGUCUAGUUUCCUCGUCGGCUCUUACGUUGAUAGACAGACCGCAGCGUGGAGCCCGUCUAGCUUGUUGCCUAGCAACGGUAUAUACAACACGUCUCUUGGAAACGGGAUAGUAUGUGAUGUGGACACCACGGACAACUUGGAAUGUGUUGAUUAUAAGAUUAAUGUCGUCGUGGCUUUAAUGUUGUUGGUGGGCGUUUGGCAGUUGCUGAAGGGCUUACUCCGUCUUGGUUUCAUCACCAACUACUUGUCUGAUCCCCUCGUCAGUGGAUUCACCACAGGAGCCGCCUGUCACGUGUUUUCUUCACAGAUUAAACACGUGUUUGGAGUCAGUGUUAAGACUGAGCCAAGUCCAUUCAAACUGAUCAACUUUUACAGCAAAUUUCUCCCUGCUGUAUCCCAGACCAACCUGACGGCUUUGAUCAUGUCAUCCAUUUGCAUUCUUACUCUAGUUCUGGUCAAAGAAUGCAUUAACGCCAGAUUUAAGUCCAAAAUGAAGGUACCAGUCCCCAUAGAACUAUUGGUGGUGAUUUUGGCGACCGCCGUGUGUUACCUGGCUAAAUUAGACGAGGUUAACGAUGUAGUGGUAGUUGGGAAGUUCUCUGCUGGACUUCCACAGCCCAGAGUACCACCUCUAACGUAUUUCGGAGAUGCCGUUCUGGAAUCCAUUGUCAUAGCAAUUGUAUCCUACUCUAUCAAUAUAUCGCUAGCUAAGAUGUUUGCCAAAUCAAAUGGCUAUAUCGUGGAUGCCAACCAGGAAUUAGUUGCUUACGGACUGAUGAAUGUUGUUGGGGCCAUCUUCACCUGCUCGUCUCCGGGCGCCGCCAUGAGCAGGUCUUGUGUGCAAGAGACUACAGGUGGGAAGACGCAGGUUGCAAGUGUAAUAUCUAGCGUCUUCAUCCUUAUUAUCAUUUUGUUCGCCGGACCAUUGUUUGAAACACUUCCAAAGUGUGUUCUUGCCUCCAUCAUCAUGGUGGCUCUGAAAGGCAUGUUCCUGCAGGUCAAAAGCAUCAAGAGACUGUGGGGGAUUUCUAGAUUUGAUUUUGCCGUCUGGAUCGUUACUUUCCUUGGGGUAGUUAUCCUUGACUUGAAGUAUGGCCUCAUGAUAGGAGUUGGUUUCUCCCUGCUCACCGUCGUGUUCAGGACACAGUGGCCGUACACGUGUUUGUAUGGGAGAGUACCCCACUCGGAUAUAUACAGAGACAGCAAUAUAUACAAGACGGUGGAGGAGAUUCCAGGUAUCAAGAUAUUCCACUUUGGAUCAUCUCUGUAUUACGCCAACGCUGAACACUUCCGGAGCAAGCUGUACGCAGCUACUGACUGUGAUCCGGCACUCCUGAAAGCGAAACAGAUGAAGAGCAAAGAGAAAAGCGAAGCGUUGGAGAAAGAGAGAGAGAAGGAAGAGAAGAAAACACAAAAAGUAGAGUGCAUUCCUACCACAAUAAAGAAGACUACAGAAGUGAACGGUAUAAGUAACAGAGGUAUGAUAGGCCUGUCCAAAGAAGUACUUAGCCUCCACAUAGAGGACGUCCAACCUGAUGACAAAUUACCCUCAGAAGUUAAUGAAGAGCUUCCACCUCAGCCCGCUAUUCAUCAUAUCAUAGUUGACUGUUCCGCCAUGGCUUUUGUAGACGCUGUUGGUAUCCAGGCUCUGAAACAGAUUGUAUGUGAUUACAAAGACAUUGGAGUCCAGGUUGUUUUUGCGCAUUGCAGAGAUGAGCUUACUGAGACAGUCCAGAAGAAUGUAUUCCUCGGUGACCAAGGCAGAGACGCCAUCUAUCUUACGGUCCACGACGCAGUACUUGCUGUACUGACAACCGAACUACCCCUGCUUCAGAAGUUAGAAGAUGACACCCUCAUCACCUCCCAUGGUCCAGGAACUGAAGCAUCAGUGGCAAAAACAAAUGGUUUUUGA